ACCGGCCAUGAGAAAUCUUCGAUCUCGAGUUCAGUAAUUUCGCUCCAGGCUGUAAGAUUAUCACGAAACGACGUAUCUAUUCGGCGUUCACUUUAUCCCGAGGGGGGUCUCUUUGUUGCAUUCGGAAUGCACGUCUGGUAAGAAUGCAGUUAUAUAUAUGUAUAUAUGUAUAUCUAAGCUAACCGAUGUAUUACCCGCGCUGAAACAUUAAUUAUCAAUAACAGUAUUGUGCCGCGAUAAUCGAAGACAGGUGUGCUUGCAGCUUCUGUCGAGAAGGGGAAUCGUCGCUGGUAAUGCAAAUGUCAAAGUACGCGGCGUUAACUGCAGCCGAUAUAAUUUCACUUCCGGAAAAGGGUAAAAGCAAAGUGAGUUUCCCUGCCACGGUGAAAUGUGACGGCCCCCGAGAUUCGGUACCGAAAUCUCCGGAGAGGAGGUCCGGAUUUCCGGGAAAGUGCGGCCUAGUGCCACGGAAAUAAGGAGACGUUUCCAAACGAUUUGUCGUUUCUCCUCUUCUAGUCAGUUUUAAUGAAACGCGCGAAAAACGGCUGCGGCGUUUUUAAUUCGGAGAGAUGGUCAAGCGAGACGAGAUUUGCCACUGCAAAGUGACGGUCGCAUUGUUGAUAUUGUAUUUACAAGUGCAAGGAAUGUACGCUAGGGUCAACGUUUCUCGGGAACCAGAGAAAUGCUCCGUACACCUGACCGAUCUGGAUUUCAUUCGAAAUUUCACGCAACCGGAUUUGGAAAUGGUCUGGCCCUGCGAGGUCCGUUUCUACUGGUUGAAAUUGCAGCCUUUCGUCAGCGUCGUGAGAUUUCUACUUUUAUAUGUUACGUUACUCAUUAUCGUUAUAGGUGUCACGCUAAACGUCGUCUCGUUCAGCGUCCUGAGUACCUCCGUGUCGAGCGACUCGAAUUUGUCCCUCUACCUACGAGCACUGGCCAUUUCCGACAACGGAGCAUUAAUAUUCAACUAUGCGGUCGGAAUCGCCAAGCGUCAUUUCGCAUCCUUUAACGACAUUUUUAUGAAAAGCACGCUGUUGUGCUGCUUAAACUCGGUCACGAUGGAGCUUUUCCAAUUUACAUCCACGUGGUUGGUCGUCUCGUUGACGUGGGCUCGAGUGGCCGUGGUCAUUUUCCCCUUGAAAAGUCGCAGCUCCCACCACGAGUAUUCUGCAAUAAUUGCAAUCACUGUCCUUACGUUAGUGAGUUUCAUAGUGUCUUUGACAAAAUUGUAUUCAGGAGGGUACGAGUCCGACAGCGUUUUCGAGUUCAUCCCUUGCCAGGAAAAGGUUACCCCGUGGGGAAUGGCUCUGUAUUUUUACAUCGCCCUGUCGACGUGGCUGCCGCUGCUUUUUACAUUCGUCGGGAAUUUAUUGCUGAUUAUCCACACGAAACGAUCGGACAGAAUCAGGACUCAAUUAACCCGAAGGUCAGGCGGCAUUGCAAAUACAGCCAGUCGAACGAGCAGAAUGUUGCUAGCAGUUUCUAUUGUUCACUUAGUCCUCCUCCUGCCACUCGGCAUGGUGGAGACUUUGGAAUUGUACUGGGACGUAGUUUUAGUGAAGCAGCCAAAAGUGAAUCCGGAAGGACACGAGCAGUACGUGAACUGGCUGAAGCAGAAGAUGCUGCUUAAGUGGUGCCGCGGUUUAUGCUUUCAUCUGUACCACUGGAAUUUUGCAAUUAACUUUUUCUUGUACUACCUCACCGGAAGGAAGUUUAGAAAUAGCGUAAUUGCGGCGUUAAAGAAUUAUAUGAAGCUUUCCGUUCUGAGGCUCGUUCCAAAGUGGAGUCUUGCGUGGCCUAAGUGCUCGACCAUACUGCCAGCGGUAAAACCUUUAAAUAUAAUGUUAUUGAGAGUUAUUUCAUUCAGGGAACAAGCUGUUAGUAGCAACGUCGGUGUUGCACAAAGUACAGCCAGCAAUGAUAUUAAAUGAACUGAUCUCCGCAAAUGUUCAAGAUGAAUAAUUCCUUUUCAUUGAUAGGCUACAUUCUAUUAAUUAUGAACUCUGCUUUGUUUUUCCUUAGGUUUAUGAAAUUGAAAGGUGACGUUGAAUUUCAUAUGAUACGAUAUAAAAUAGAGUAUACUCCAUGUGCACGUAGAAUAAUAAAUAUUGCGGUUGCCCUAAUUAUUGGUAAGAGUUUAUUUGUUUUGUAAAUUGUACAUAUUAAAGCAGCAAAAUAUCACAUUGUA
Messenger RNA from Orussus abietinus, 2188 nucleotides. RefSeq lists its product as uncharacterized. Gene Ontology annotation, molecular function: G protein-coupled peptide receptor activity. Gene Ontology annotation, cellular component: plasma membrane. The transcript has 7 exons. The record is from RefSeq and is a predicted model, not a curated record. Gene Ontology annotation, biological process: G protein-coupled receptor signaling pathway. The coding region runs from base 570 to 1931 and encodes 453 amino acids. Lineage: Eukaryota; Metazoa; Arthropoda; Insecta; Hymenoptera; Orussidae.